Molecule: messenger RNA, 2025 nt
Organism: Lolium rigidum
Lineage: Eukaryota; Viridiplantae; Streptophyta; Magnoliopsida; Poales; Poaceae
Product: 3-ketoacyl-CoA synthase 1-like
Exons: 1
Coding region: 79-1719 (546 amino acids)
Biological process (GO): fatty acid biosynthetic process
Cellular component (GO): membrane
Molecular function (GO): acyltransferase activity, transferring groups other than amino-acyl groups
Source: RefSeq, a predicted model, not a curated record
GGUCCCCGGCGCCCAGUCCAACUCACGCCAAAGGCGACUCGAUCUCGCACUCGUUUCGAGCUUACGGAAGAAGAAUCCAUGGAGCCCGCGCCGUCGGCGGUCAUGGAGCGGGAGCGCCUCACGGCCGAGAUGUCCUUCCGCGGCGACGCCGCCCAGCAGCCGGGCCUCGAGCGGCUGCCCAGCAUCAUCAUCAAGAUCCGCCGCCGCCUGCCCGACUUCGCCCGCUCCGUCAACCUCAAGUACGUCAAGCUGGGCAUCCGCCACCGCGGCAGCCCCACCUCGUACCUGCCCAUGCUCUGCGUCCCCGUGCUCGCCUCCGCCGCCUACUCCUUCGUGCGCCUCGACGUCAUCUACCGCUCCAUCGACCUGCUCACCUGCGUCGCCUGGCUCGGCACCGCCAUGCUCCUCCUCACCGUCUACUACUUCAAGCGCCCGCGCCCCGUCUACCUCGUCGAGUUCGCCUGCUACAAGCCCGACGACCAGCACAAGAUCUCCAAGGACGCCUUCCUCGACAUGACCGACAGCACCGGCGCCUUCAACGACGCCGCGCUCGAGUUCCAGACCAAGAUCACCACCCGCUCCGCGCUCGGGGACGAGACCUACCUGCCCCCCGGCGUCCAGGCGCGCCCGCCCAGGCUCAACAUGGCCGAGGCAAGGCUGGAGGCCGAGGCGGUCAUGUUCGGCUGCCUGGACGCCCUCUUCGCGUCCACGGGCAUCAACCCGCGCCGCGACGUGCGCAUCCUCAUCGUCAACUGCAGCCUCUUCAACCCGACGCCGUCCCUGGCCUCCAUGAUCAUCCACCACUACAGGAUGCGCGAGGACGUCAAGUCCUUCAACCUCGGCGGCAUGGGUUGCAGCGCCGGCCUCAUCGCCAUCGACCUCGCCAAGGACAUGCUCCAGGCGCACCCAAACUCCUACGCCGUCGUCCUCAGCACCGAGAACAUCACCCUCAACUGGUACUUCGGGAACGACAAGUCCAUGCUGCUCUCCAACUGCAUCUUCCGCAUGGGCGGCGCCGCGGCGCUGCUCUCCAACCGCCGCGCCGACGCCGGCCGCGCCAAGUACCGCCUGCUCCACACCGUGCGCACGCACAAGGGCGCCACCGACGAGUGCUUCAACUGCGUCUACCAGAAAGAGGACGACGGCGGCAAGGUCGGCGUGUCGCUCGCCAGGGAGCUCAUGUCCGUGGCCGGGGACGCGCUCAAGACCAACAUCACCACGCUCGGCCCGCUCGUCCUGCCCCUCUCGGAGCAGCUCAAGUUCCUCAAGUCCCUGAUGAUGCGCCGCGUGUUCCGCGCCAAGGGGGUGCGCCCCUACAUCCCCAACUUCCGGCGCGCCUUCGAGCACUUCUGCGUGCACGCCGGCGGCCGCGCCGUGCUGGAGGAGGUGCAGCGCAGCCUCAGCCUGGAGGACAAGGACAUGGAGCCCAGCAGGUGCACGCUGCACCGCUUCGGCAACACCAGCAGCAGCUCGCUCUGGUACGAGCUCGCAUACGCCGAGGCCAAGGGACGCGUCAAGCGCGGCAACCGCGUCUGGCAGAUCGGCUUCGGCUCGGGCUUCAAGUGCAACAGCGCCGUGUGGCGCGCGCUCCGCGACGUGCCGGCAGUGUCGUCGUCGCCCGCCGCCGACGCCGACGCCGCGCCUGGAGCGGAAAAGAUCAGGAGCUGCAACCCCUGGGUGGACUGCGUCGCCAAGUACCCGCCCAAGGCCUACGUCUGAUUCUGAAGAUCGAUUAUGCAUGCUGCGUGACUACUUCACACCAACAUUACAUGAUUCUUUUCUCCUCGCGCUCACGGUAAACAAGACAAGUGCGGUGGGGAGAUUACAUACAGUACUCCAUAUAUGUUUUCAUUUCUUCUGCAUUUCCCUCCCGUAGGUGACUGUAAACAGUGCUAGUUUCUGGAACUCAGAUUCCAUGAGCAAGCAGUGCCAUUGUUUUCAGCUUUUGUACUGGCACUGGCUUACACUGGUUGCCCAUCAAGUGUGAAUUACUACAAACGAUAAAUACAAUGAAAUUUCAAGCUA